This is a messenger RNA of Vitrella brassicaformis, 2173 nucleotides long. Lineage: Eukaryota; Vitrellaceae. The record is from the annotation of a GenBank genome assembly.
GUCAAAACUCGUUGCCGAAAAGCAUCACGCCAAUCUCAUCCCAGCCGUCUGCAGCAUAGAUGGUCAUCGGCGGCAUGGACACCGGCGUCACGGUUGCAGCCUCUUGACCGCAUUGGGCUAUCAUGGCUGCGCGCACCAGCGGCUGCACAUCGAUGCCGUACAAAGAUAUCACCUGCACACACACACGCACACACGCACAAGUGGCCGUCGGUCAUUCAUGUGUGUUGUCUGUCGAUGCACUCUGCACCUUGUCGAGAGUGUUGUUCUUGUUGAGUGCGUCCUUGAGGACAAUGCCGAUGUCGGCCUCCAGCAACGCCAGCAAAUCGGUCACGCUGUCGCCAAUAAACACGCUCAGCCUCCCCUCUCGCCCCUUCUCCUCCCGCAGCCUCCGGAAGGCGCGGAGUUUGUCCACCGCCCCCGUCAUGUGGCUGGAGAUCUCCCCAGUGGCUCUCUGGUCAUCUUCGCGGAACGAAAAGGAGUUGCAUGUGAUGGGGAGGGAGAGGGGGGCACCACAGGCGUCUUGGAGGAUGGUAUGGAUCAUGUCCUGCGACCAGCUGACAGAGAUGAUGCUCGCGGGGACGUCGUGGGAGAGAAGACCGCUCAGGACCUGAGAGGGACAGACAGGGGAGAAUCAAGGGCGGAGUUGGGUUUGGUGUUGUCUGUGUGUGGGUACGUGUCUCUACCUCUCCACAUGCAUCUCUGACUUGCCACUUCUGCCGCAGUGACGUCUUGACCAUCCGACGGACGUCAUCUGCGCCACACACAAACAAACAGCAACCGACAGGUGUUUAACAGCAAAUCAGCAAAUGAGCGUCGAUGUCUACCUCUGGUGAACCCCUGGAGAAGCCUCGCCUCCGACACGUCAGCCACAGCCGCCUUCUCAAACUCACCCAGCCCCCCCAGAAACGCCUCCAGUCCAUUCAUCCCAUCACGCACCUUCCCCUCCAGCAGCUCCCCAACUUUCCUCCGAUACUUGUCGAAGAAUGCGUCCUCGAUCGCCCGCCACCUCUGGCGCACCUGGUCCGGGUCGCUGUGCACCUCGGCGGCCACCUCGUGCAGAAGUGGCGUGGUGUCCCUCUGGGUGCAGGUGCCGUCAAAAUCGAUGGCCACGAAGGAGAGGACACCCCUUUGGGCGAGGCCGGGGUGGCGUGAGGGUGACGCGGAGGGCGCGCAGGAGGGAGGGGGGAGUGCCUGCGCGUCGAAGAAGCCAUACUCGAGGUCCAUGGCGUUUCCGUAGUAGUACAGGAGGUUCCCACGCACGGCGUCUUCUCCGACCUGCCCUGACAGCGAUAAGAGGGGGUCAGUAUACCUGCACCAACCAACCGACACACGACAUGAAGAGAGCGUCACUUCUCCCUCCCUCCCUCCCUCCCUCCCUUCGUGUGCUACCUGUCCAGCAGCUCUUCAACACGCGCGGCAUCCUGCGCAAACUCGGCAGAACUGUAGGUCGCCAGCCACUCGUUGUAUCGAUGCCCGGCCAUCCCCUCCUCCCCGACGCCUUCCCUCAGCGCCUUGCCAAUGAAGGCGUACAGCGACAUGCAGGGCGCCAUGGAAGCCAGCACCAUUGCCGUGGUGGUCCAUUGGUCGGCUCCGACGUCCCUGAGGAAGCUGGUGUAGCGGACGGUGGCCUCAUUGGGCGUGAAUGUCGACGUGUCGAUGGCCCACUCUGUGCUGGACUGGUGCAGUGUCAGCUCGCUCAGUACGCCGCCGAUGAGCGCGUUGAACGCCCGGAUGCCCUCGACAUCGCCAGGCGGACACUUGCAGAGGGCAUGCGCAUACGCCUGAAUGAGAAAACACGACCCCGCGUGUGGAACACCCACGCACAUCUCCUUCCCCCGUGUGUGCCUGUUGGUUGACCUUUGCAAAGAUUUCGAGGAAGAAUGCGUCCUGCCUCAUGAACUCCACAUAGCUCUCCCUCGCCAGCACAGACGCGCCCAGCCUCAGCACCCAGGGGUGGUAAAGCGACUUGAGCGCUCGUCGCCGACACUUCUGCCACAGCCACUGCGACGUCCGCGGCCUCUUUUGUGGCAGUGCGUGUGUCGGCGGCCCUCCAUUCAUCGUCAGUGCGCUGGUGUUGAAACGUCGUAGAUGCUGCAGUAGCAAAAUGGAAGAUCCAAGCACCAGGGGUGAUGAGUAAGGCCUCAAUGAGACCAUCAACGGCCGAAAAUGCCAG